UGCAGUUGCUCUUCUCGCUGCCUCGCUAAAAUCUUUGCGGUCCUCGCGUCAUCGCUUAGCUCCUCCUCCUCUAAUGCGAAACAAACUCGCUAUCCGGAAAUACAAAUCCCGUGAUAGCGGGGCAGUGCUAGCCUAGCAUCGGAAUGACUGCAGCGCCUCUCUCGCUUGGGCUUUAAAGUCUUCAUCGGCGGUCCCUUUUGGCCCUUUUUUUCGGCUCCGCUGUGAUUUGCCGACAUGGGCGUGUGGAGGUCGACGGUUGUCAGUGGACGUAUCCCUCCGCGCCGGCGCUUCCAGCGGGAUGCAGCCCCUCGGCGGACGUAACGGGAUGCCGCUCGGUUAGCAUCAUCGCAGCCGACUCGAGCCGCGUAAGCUAGCAGGCUAGUUAAUACCCUGUGGCCACUUAAUUACACACCGCGGCCCGCCGUUCAGGCUGCAGCUAGCAGUUAUGGCGCGGCUGGUGUUGGAGCAACUGUCAGAUUUCGGGGACUACACUGGCAAUAACAGACUAAGUGAACUACUCGCGGAAAGCCUGUCCAACGUGCGGCUGAGCCCAGACGGACGCCACAUCCAUGUCAUCCUGGACGAGCCCGACGGCGGCCUCGUGACUUUUGACAAGUACGAGCGGCCACAGCUGCUCCAGAGCCAGAAGAAGCUGGAUCUGCGGCUGACGCGAAGCGUGCCCGUUGUGGACGUGCUGUACUUGGACCACAACAACAGCAGCCGCAGGGACGCCGCGGUUGUGGCGGUGGUGUUCGAGAACGGCAAAGCCGAGUUCUGGAGGUUUCAGGAGCCGAGACCCGGCUGGAGUCUCCUGCAGACGUCGGAGCUGUGCAACGGCCCGAGGGCCAGAGUGGCGUCCGUGUGUGUGUGUUCCAACCUCAUCGUGUGGUGCGAGGAGCGGCCGCCGUCGGAAAGCUCCCCGGCCGCCGGCUCCACGAGGAAUAAGCUGCGGUACUGCGUGUGCAGACGGGACUUUGAGGUCGAGGAGGGGGCUGUCGUUUUGGGUGGAGUCAAAAUAGCCCUCCACAAUAACCCCAAAUUCGCCGCGAUCAGCUCAGGGGAAUACGUCUACCUUCUUCCUGAUUUAAAAGUGAAACCACCUUCGAGCAUCUCCAGUUUUUUCCUCUCGUGGUCACCUUAUCAAGGCUUCUUCAGGAUAAACACUGCAUGUAGAAACACCCCGCUGAAAGAGACUUCAGCUAAAGAGUCUGAUUUCAAGAGGCUGGUGACCGACUGUCUAGGAUAUUUAUCAGCUGUUGAAGCGCCUGAGAUCCACGACUGCGCUCCCACAGGCUGCGGAGGCCUGCUGCUGCUGCUCAGCACCGGCUGCCUGUGUCUCCUGCACCAGGACGGAGCGCUGCGGCAGCUUUACAGGCUGGCAGACAAUCAUCUGAUACAACGCCAUACUAAAGUGAGCAUCUGCAUGUACCAGAGCGUCGCGGCAAUGCUGAUCGGGCAAAACCUGCACCUGAUCGACGCGAACUGCGGCAGGGAGCUGGAGCGGGUCAUCCUGAGGGGAGAGGGGCUGUUAUACACGAGCCGAGCUGAGAGAUGGACGCCGCACCUGCUCUCAGAAGCAGGACUUUUCGUGAUAGUGAACGAGGGGACGGACUCUGGACGCUUGAACUCUAACCUGGACUUCACCGGCUGCAGUUCGGCGGAGAGCGUGCCUCCUGGAGCCCUGCUUGUGGAAGCGGUCUUUGAGGAGGCCUGUAAGUACUACCAGCAGCGGAGCCUGAGCAGCACCAAGCUCACGGUGGACGCGCUGAAGAAAGAGGGCCGGUUCCAGGCUCCCAUCUCAUUAGCGACGAUCAUCAGGAACCACUUCGGCGCGCGGUCGAGACCGAAGGGAGCCGAGCCGUCGCAGAACGGAGGAGGUGGACUUAUAGCGGAGAAAGACAAGCUGAUGGGCUCUCUGGAGACGGAGCUGAAGGCUCUGGUGUCGCUGGAGGAGGUGAAGGGGACUUUAGUCAGGGGCAGCGCUAAGGAGGUGGAAGCAGCGUGCGAGAGUCUGAUUGAAAAGGAAGUGACCCGGCUGCUGUCGACCUCCGAGCUGGACAAAGAGUCCCUGCUCUACCUCAACUCCAUCUUCAGCGUCUUCCCCUGCCCAGCCUGGAGAGCUGUGCAGGCUGCCCUCCAGCUACACUACAACGGCGACGGCUCUCUGACGAGCCGGGCCUCCCAAGACGCGUGGAAAACCGUCCUGAGCGCCGGCUCGGCCUCCUGCGCCCCAGCCCCCCUCGCCAACGGCGGGCCAAAGCGCAGUCCCAGCCUGAAAGGUGAUUACGCCGCCAACCGCCGAGCCAAGUCCCCCGUCCCCACCCCCCCCUCCGCCCUGCCGGUGUUCGAGCUCCUCUGCCACUCCAUCCUCCGCUUCCAGCCCAGUUGGCUGCCCAGGUUCCUCGAGCUCGCCCAGCAGCACUGCUCGGCCGGCCUGGGCCUGAGCCUGGCGGCGUCGUCGUGGAGCUUCUCCGGGGGCCGAGCCGGGGAGGGCCGGGAGAGCCACGUCCCGCUGUACAAGCGGGCGCUGUCGGUCCUGUCCAGCCUGGGCCCGGACGGGGACCAGGCCCUGGACCUGGAGGUGGAGCUGCUGCUGGUCAGCUGGCGGCCGAACGGCAUCCUGCAGGCGCUCAGGAUCCUCAUGGCCAAGCGGGAGUGGAAGCGGGUCACGCAGGUGGCCCAGGAGUUCUGCCAACAGAGUCCGCUGCUCAAUAAGGAGAUAUUCACUACUCUGCUGUGUGAGGUGGCCCAGCACCGAGACCUGGACCCCUACCUCGACCUGCUGUGGGCACUGUGCCCCGAGGAUCUCACUGUUACCACCAUUCUAAACUUGGUGCUGAAAAACCUGCCCUCUCCCGACACCCUUCCUCCUUCCCCAUCGUCUUCCUCAGUUUCCUCAUCGUCCCCCGCUCCCUUCGCAGACCCCCACAGCAGCCAGUUGACCAUCGGGCUGUUGAAGCCCCUGCUCAGAAGGGUCCUGCAGCGGGAGACCAAGCCCAGCCAGCGGUACGUGGACAUCCUCCAGUCCCCGCUGUUCCCCCCCCCUGCUCCUCCCCGUCAGCCUGCGGGCAAACAGGAGGCCGGCGCAGACCCGGGCUCAGGUUCGGCUCUGGGCGGCCACGCCGCCACCGCCGGAGCACCCGAGCAGCCCACGCGCGCCAGCGUGCAGAGGGCCAGGGUGGCACUUCCUGCUAACCCGGUCUGACUCACAUCAAAAUAGACAAGCCAAAUGCAGAACAAAACGUGUCACACAUGUGACCAAAAUCUAAAGCACAGCGUGUGUUUGUAUGUUGGUAAUCUGAUCUAAACAGAAGCAGGGUGUUAUAUGUUACAGGUAUCAUCAGUAUAAUGCAAUUAUAGAGUGUUUUAAACUGAUUAGUUAUUAAUAAUAGAAGCUAUGGAAUCUUACCUGUGUAAAUAAUUUUAAUGAAUGUGUACAAACAGUAUCCAAAGUGUUAUUUAUCUCAUAGGCCUUAACUGCACAUGUAUGAGAAAGCAAAUCGUUGCAUAGUCUCAAUAAGCUUAGCCUUCAUCACUAUAUCGCCAAUAAGUAAUAAUAUAUUAAUGAACAAUGUUUUAGCCUGUAAAGGCUCAGCCAGAACAAAGCCACUAACUCAGACUUUCCUUGUGUAAAAUAUUGUUGCUUUCUUAGCCGUUAAAGUAGCGAAAAUGUACUUGUAGCAAAGUAGAGCUGCUUUUUGCCUGAUGUGUUUAUUCAUUGACUAAUGUGCUGUUAUUUAGGUGGGUCCAAGGUUUCCUUCUUGCCUAGUUCUGUACAGAACCUAUUACAAGUGCUUAAACAUUUACCAGGUCGACAGAGGCUGUUGCUCCAGAGCCGUUUGGUCGACCCCGCGUCGUCCUCCCUGUCCACGUCUCCUUUCAGCCCAGCUCACAGCACAUUCCAAGCGGAAUAGCAAGUAAAAGUGGCUCACAGUUCAACUUUAUAUUCAAUUUGAGAGGUAAUUCAGUUAGGAUUCCGGUGCGGGUUGGGCAUGUGGCGACUCACAUACGCUCCUGCACAUCUUCCUUCAUGUUUCCAGUGAGCGUAAUGCGAUUAGAGAUGUUGAACCCUGCUGUAUUACACUAGCUUUUCUCCUCAAACCUGUGCUUUUACAUGACCUGAGGCAGUAUUGUCUGCAUCUGUUGAAAUGAAUGUUCUAUUUAAGUGCCUGAUAUCAUGAAUGCCUUUUGUUAAUGCGCUCUAACAAUCUCUAUCGGUUAUUUUAGUCGAGGUAUUUGUGCAUAAACGUGGAGCCCAGCAAGCACAAUGUUAUUUAUGUUGUAAUGAGACUACUAAGAUCAAUCGAUGCCUGAGUGUCUUGGGCGCCAACAGACAAUCAGGCUCCAGAAUCCUGCAGAAGGGCCGUUCGCAGUUCUGCUCUUCAUUUACAGGGUAGUGCCACAUUUCUGCCGUGACUCUUCAUGGUUGUAAAACGUUUAAAUGAGCUUUUAACGAUUAAAAGCUCAUUUUAAUCAGCUUCUAAAGGCAGUUUUAUAUCAUUUUACUUUUAGUACGAACCCCACUUUGUUCUGUUCUGAUUGCUUUGUACAGUCAAGUCAUUUCAAGCUGUGUUCCCUGAAAGCAGCGCGGUAACUGACGGUUCAGUUUAGUGCCAUGAGUUUCACAGUGCAUCUGAGAGUUUCCGGGAUUUCCCUGACUUCCCCAGACGGCCGCCUAACCCAUGGCUGACGUUCACGUUGUACAUAUUAAAGUGGAGUAAACCUUACUCCUGGUAUGUGGUAACAAGACCACCAUGGGAACAAAAAGCAUGCAUGCAGGUAUUGAUGAACAGAUGCCGUAUUAAACUGAACGUUAAAGCCUCCA
Messenger RNA from Betta splendens (Siamese fighting fish), 4825 nucleotides. RefSeq names its product BLOC-2 complex member HPS6. The record is from RefSeq and is a predicted model, not a curated record. Gene Ontology annotation, cellular component: lysosomal membrane; BLOC-2 complex. Gene Ontology annotation, biological process: organelle organization; protein localization to membrane; lysosome localization. The transcript has a single exon. Lineage: Eukaryota; Metazoa; Chordata; Actinopteri; Anabantiformes; Osphronemidae. Bases 446 to 3205 code for a protein of 919 amino acids.